AUGGAAAGAGAAUUUAUGUAUUCAGAUGCAGAAGAGAGCUUUGAAUAUAGUGAUGCAUGGAUUGUGGUGGACAGAACAAGCCAAGUAAAUGAGAGGGAAAUCUGUGACGUUUUCCAAGGUGAUAAUUCUCAAGAAAUCCCACCCUCUCGAAAAAUAAAGAAAGGAGACAAGUGCCCAGAAAGUGUGGAAGGAUUUUCUGAAACAAGAGAUCCGACUUUGCAUUGGAGCACCCAUAAUAAAAGGGGAACAUUAAAAUACCCAGAGUGUGGAAAAACCUUUGGACAGAAACAUACUCUAACUUCCCAUCAAACAAUUCACACAGGGGAGAAACCUUAUAAAUGCAGUGGAAUACUUACUGUCCACCGAAGAAGUCAUACAGGGGAGAAGCCAUUUAAGUGUCUAGAAUGUGGGCAAUGCUUUAAAAGGAAGUGUGCUUUAACUACCCAUGUAAGAAUCCACACAAGGGAGAAAGCUUAUAAAUGCCUGGAGUGUGGAAAAGGCUUCACUCAGAGUGGAAACUUUACUGCCCACCGGAGAACUCACAUAGGGGAGAAACCUUAUAAAUGCCUGGAGUGUGGGAAAUGCUUCAGUUCGAGUGGACACCUUACUGAUCACCAAAGAAUUCACACAGGGGAGAAACCUUACAAAUGCCUGGAGCGUGGAAAAGGCUUUAAAUCUAAGGGUGAUCUAACUACCCAUGUAAGAAUCCACACAAGGGAGAAACCAUACAAAUGCUUGGAGUGUGGAAAAGGCUUCACUCAGAAUGGAAACCUUUCUGACCACCGAAGAAUUCACACAGGGGAGAAACCUUAUAAAUGCCUGCAGUGUGGAAAAAGCUUCAGACGUAGUGGACAUCUUAUCACCCACCAAAGAAUUCAUACAGGGGAGAAACCUUAUAAAUGCCUGCAGUGUGGAAAAAGCUUCAGUUCGAGUGGACACCUUACUGAUCACCAAAGAAUUCACACAGGGGAGAAACCUUACAAAUGCCUGGAGUGUGGAAAAGGCUUUAAAUCUAAGGGUGAGCUAACUACCCAUGUAAGAAUCCACACAAGGGAGAAACCAUACAAAUGCUUGGAGUGUGGAAAAGGCUUCACUCAGAAUGGAAACCUUUCUGACCACCGAAGAAUUCACACAGGGGAGAAACCUUAUAAAUGCCUGCAGUGUGGAAAAAGCUUCAGACGUAGUGAACAUCUUACCACCCACCGAAGAAUUCAUACAGGGGAGAAACCUUAUAAAUGCCUGCAGUGUGGAAAAAGCUUCAGACGUAGUGAACAUCUUACCACCCACCAAAGAAUUCAUACAGGGGAGAAACCAUACAAAUGCCUGGAGUGUGGAAAAUGCUUCACUCAGUAUGUAAACCUUACUGCUCACCGAAGAACUCACUCAGGGGAGAAACCUUAUAAAUGCCUGGAGUGUGGAAAAUGCUUCAGUGAAAGUGGAAAACUUACUGUCCACCAUAGAAUUCACACAGGGGAGAAACCUUAUAAAUGCAUGGAGUGUGGAAAAUGCUUCAGUUGGAGUGGAAGCCUUACUGCCCAUCAAACCAUUCACUCAGGGGAGAAGCCAUAUAAUUGUCUAGAAUGUGGCCAAGGCUUUAAAAGGAAGUAUGAUCUAAGUAGCCAUGUAAGAAUCCAUACAGGGGAGAAACCAUAUAAAUGCCUGGAGUGUGGAAAAGGCUUUAAAAGGAAGUAUGAUCUAAGUACCCAUGUAAGAAUCCAUACAGGGGAGAAACCAUAUAAAUGCCUGGAGUGUGGGAAAAGAUUCAGAUGGAGUGGACACCUUACUAGCCACCGAAGAAUUCACACAGGGGAGAAACCAUACAAAUGUCUGGAGUGUGGAAAAAGCUUCAGUCAGAAUAGUUACCUCACUGCCCACCGAAGAAUUCAUUCAGGGGAGAAAUCAUAUAAAUGCCUGGAGUGUGAGAAAAGCUUCAGUAAGAGUGAACAACUUACUACCCACCAAAGAAUUCACACAGGGGAGAAGCCAUUUAAGUGUCUAGAAUGUGGGCAAGGCUUUAAUUGGAAGGGUGAACUUAAUGUCCACCAAAGAAAUCAUACAGGGGAGAAACCUUAUAAAUGCCUGGAGUGUGGGAAAUGCUUCAGUCAGAAUGGAUACCUUACUGCCCACCAAAGAAUCCAUAUAGGAGAGAAGCCAUAUAAGUGUCUAGAAUGUGAGAAAGGAUUUAAAUGGAAGCAUGUUCUAGAUACUCAUGUAAGAAUCCACACAGGGGAGAAACCAUACAAAUGCCUGGAGUGUGAGAGAAAGUUCAGUCAAAGUUUAGCCCUUACUGCCCAUCAAAAAAUAGUUCACAGAACAGCUCUGCUUUCAUAUCCAUGA
Molecule: messenger RNA, 2337 nt
Organism: Eublepharis macularius
Lineage: Eukaryota; Metazoa; Chordata; Lepidosauria; Squamata; Eublepharidae
Product: zinc finger protein 665-like
Exons: 4
Coding region: 1-2337 (778 amino acids)
Biological process (GO): regulation of immune system process; regulation of cytokine production; negative regulation of transcription by RNA polymerase II
Source: RefSeq, a predicted model, not a curated record